This is a messenger RNA of Aspergillus pseudotamarii, 715 nucleotides long. Its product is annotated as aegerolysin family protein. Gene Ontology annotation, biological process: symbiont-mediated hemolysis of host erythrocyte. The transcript has 2 exons. Lineage: Eukaryota; Fungi; Ascomycota; Eurotiomycetes; Eurotiales; Aspergillaceae. The coding region runs from base 190 to 612 and encodes 140 amino acids. The record is from RefSeq and is a predicted model, not a curated record.
ACUUCUUGAACAAUUGUCUCUCUGGGAAAUCAAUAAAUACCCAGUCGUCUCCUCCCUCACCCUUGCCUGUUCAGUUCAUUGUUCACUCACCUACUUUAUCAAUCUUCAUUGACCAUUCAAGGCUUUUCGCCCACUUCUAUCAUCUUCUUUCCCGGGUCUAAUAUUAACCACCCUUCACACCACCACACCAUGGACACCGACAUGAACAAGUACAAUUCCAAAUGGGUUGAGUUCCAUAUUCGGGACCACCUGGAGGACGGCGAGAUCUCCGUGCGCCACACCGUCAUCGAGGACGGCGAAUUCCACAACCCCAACGAUCGUAGAAAAUCACUCCAUGAAGACGAGAUCGACGAGAUCGUGAUCCCUUCUGACGGCAUCGGCGAAAUCUGUGCUCACGGACGUAGAGGCAGUGAAGGUCGUCUGGACCUGUUCCAUGGCAACGACAAGAUCUGCGAGCUCCAUUGGGAUAACCGUGAAGGGAUACGCGAAAACCUGGUCGAAAUGCUGGAUGAAAGUGACAAAUACAGGAUCGAGCAUGGGGGAUGGAGCCCAGAGGCAGGACCUCUGGGCCAUGUUUACGUUGACGUGUGGGCUAAGGACAAGAGCAAGUAGUCUCUCUCCCCUAUACGUGAUGCCGUAGUCUUUUUACGGGUGUAGUCCUUUUUUCUUUUCGUUAAGAGUUCAACUUUUUUUUUUUUUUUUUUUUUUUUUUUUU